GGUGCAGGCUAACGAGGGAAGGUAGUGCAAACAUCUUCUUCGUUCGUUCUCCUCUGUUUCAACUCUUCAUUAAUGCCUGCGUCUUCAGGGAUUCACAAAACCAUCGCUGGUCAGACUCUUUUCUUGUUCCACCUCACCGACUGCUUGGCAUUCAUUUCCAAGAAGGAACAAUCAAGCUCGAGUUUUGACCCAUAUGCGCAGAAGCAUGUUCUUAAAACCCAGAACUGACUGACCAGCAACUAGACCUGCCAGGAAUUUGUUACUUCGGAGAUUGGUUGUUGCGUUCAGAAUUCGCGUUUCUAGCUAUUCGAAUUUAGUUUUCGCCUGAUGCUCUAGCUUUACAGAUUGCUAGGAAUUGGAGUUCGGCAGCUAGAUUUCGAUGGCUAUCGUUGAAUCAAUACUUGAUCUUCAGGUACAAGAUCCGCCUGAGGAGGAGUUCUAUUCAGCUGAUUUGACUUGGACCAAGUUUGGCACUGUCGAACAUCAUGAUGAAGUAGCUUUGAUUCCUUAUGUCCGAGUAGAUGCAUUUAUAGUUGGUGAAUGUACUAAUAUAGAGUGCCCGACCCGGUUUCAUAUUGAGAAGGGAAAGAAACGAUCGAUGGGAAGCUUGAAAGAGUUCAAGGAUGAUGAAUAUUUGGAAUAUCGACAGUAUUGGUGCUCAUUUGGUCCUGAAAAUUAUGGGGAAGGUGGAUGUAUUUUACCCAGUAGAAGAUAUAGGCUUAACACGCGAAAUCGUGCUGCUAGACCUCAAUCAAUGCGAGGUUGCACCUGCCAUUUUGUUGUAAAGCGAUUGUACGCCCGCCCAUCUCUUGCACUUAUAAUAUAUAAUGAGAGGCGUCAUGUGAACAAGUCUGGCUUUGUUUGCCAUGGGCCACUCGACAGAGAGGCCAUUGGCCCUAAUGCCAAUAGGAUCCCAUAUAUUUGUAAUGAGAUCCAACAACAAACAAUGUCAAUGAUUUAUCUGGGAAUUCCUGAGGCAAACAUUGUUGAGAAACAUCUUGAGUGUCUUCAGCGAUACUGUGGUUCAAAUGCAAAAGCAAACAGUCUUGCUUCCCAGUAUGUUCACAAACUUGGGAUGAUCAUCAAACGGUCUACCCAUGAGCUCGAUCUGGAUGAUCAAGCUAGCAUUCGCAUGUGGGUUGAGCGCAAUAAAAAAUCCAUAUUUAUUUAUCAGGAUACUUCAGAAGAAAAUCCUUUCAUUCUUGGGAUUCAAACAGAAUGGCAAUUGCAACAGAUGAUUCGGUUUGGCCAUCGUAGUCUCAUUGCUGCUGAUUCAACAUUUGGCAUUAAGAGGCUUAAGUACCCCCUGUGUACACUUCUUGUGUUUGAUUCUAGACAGCAUGCACUCCCUGUUGCAUGGAUCAUCACUCGCAGCUUUGCAAAAUCAGAUGUAUCCAAAUGGAUGAAGGCCUUACUUGAUCGUGCUCAUUCUGUAGAGCCCGGAUGGAAAGUUAGUGGGUUUUUAAUUGACGACGCAGCCACAGAGAUUGAUCCUAUCACGGACAUAUUCUGUUGUCCUGUGCUUUUUUCCCUUUGGCGCAUUCGUAGAUCAUGGCUAAAAAAUGUUGUUAGGAAAUGCAGUAGCAUUGAAGUUCAGAGGGAAAUGUUCAAACGGCUGGGAAAAUUAGUGCACAGCAUUUGGGACGGAGUCGAUACUUCGGUUGUCUUGGAAGAUUUUAUCCGUGAUUUCAUUGACCAAACUGCUUUCAUGGAAUAUUUCAAGGGUUGUUGGGUGCCAAAGAUUGAGAUGUGGCUUUCUGCUAUGAGAGCUUUUCCACUUGCAAGCCAAGAGGCAUCUGGUGCCAUUGAAGCCUAUCACAUGAAGCUGAAGGCAAAACUGUUUGAUGACUCUCAUCUUGGUGCUUUCCAGAGGGUGGACUGGUUGGUUCACAAGUUGACCACUGAAUUGCAUUCAACCUACUGGCUAGAUCGAUACGCCGAUGAAAGUGAUUCAUUUCAAAAUGUCAAGGAGGAGUAUAUUUCUUCUACUUCUUGGCACCGUGCGCUGCAAAUUCCAGAUUCUUCAGUUUCCUUGGAUGAGGAAAAUCACCUUUUUGCCAAAGUUCUGAGCCAAAAGGACAGCAGUGUUUCACAUAUAGUUUGGAAUCCAGGGUCAGAAUUCUCAUUUUGCGAUUGUUCUUGGUCAUUGCAAGGAAAUCUCUGCAAACAUGUGAUCAAGGUGAAUAUGAUAUGUGAAAAUCGCCCGAGUUACAAACCUUCCAUGUCUUUUCAAUCAUUUGAGGAAAUACUGAUGAAUAUGUGGAAGCUACCAAUGGAUGAUUCUGUUGCCUUGGAUGUGUCAAUGGCUUGGACCCAUCAGAUCCUUGAUGAAAUUCAGAAACUAGUUGAAUUGAAUUCUUCAAAUGAUAUUAGCUCUGUGGUAAAUAAGCUGCCCUUGAAAUGGGCCUCUGGAAAGGGAAGAACCAGUUGUAGGAAACCAUCAUCUACCGUGGCUUUUCCAUUGGAAUCCAAUAUUGUCAAAAAGGCCAUGCCAAAGAAGAACCGGAAAAGAAAAAGAUUGUCAAUAAUAAGAUGAACUGCUCACUUGUUCGCUGUUGUAUUCCCAUACGGAUUUGAAGUACUUUGAUUUCGACUCGGACUCGUAUGAUGAUGUUAGAUCUGGUGGCUUAUGGAGUAAAAAGCACAGAUUACAACUAGCACGUGGUAUGGUGCGGAUAUGUCCACACAAAAGCAUAGCUCGAGUCUUGCCGUUGAGGUUAGACUUUAAUUGUAACGGCUCAAGCCUACUGUUAGUACAUAUUGUCCUAUUUGGGCUCUCUUUUUUUGGCCUUCCCUCAAAGUUUUUAAAACGCUUCUGCUAGGGAGAAGUUUCCACCAAAGAGGACAUGUCUGCUAGCGGUAGACUUGGACCGUUACAUUAAUUUAUUCCAAAGCAUUCAAAAUUCUUCUUGGCCUUCUGUAUUUUGCUUACAUAACGUAUGUUUCAUCCUUUUCAGGUCCUUUAGAAUUUACCAGGAAUCAUUGCAGGAAUAUGUACAUAGAAAAACAUUGUUAAUAUGAUCAUUUUAGGUAGUAGGUAGAGCAUGAGUAGAAGAAGUUCAUUCUUUUUUAGCUCUGAUGAAGUGAUCAUCUGUCCACUCUGUCAUCACUGUUCAUAAUCGUGUUUGCUUAUUAUGACUGCUGAAUUCAAGCAAUUUUAUUGAAGCUAAGUGGAAGCUGAAUUUGAAGGGCAAGGUAUAAAUGAUCAUCUUUUGUUUCU
Molecule: messenger RNA, 3220 nt
Organism: Cucurbita moschata (crookneck pumpkin)
Lineage: Eukaryota; Viridiplantae; Streptophyta; Magnoliopsida; Cucurbitales; Cucurbitaceae
Exons: 6
Coding region: 380-2536 (718 amino acids)
Molecular function (GO): zinc ion binding
Source: RefSeq, a predicted model, not a curated record